UCGAAUCAUAACCCUCAAACCCCAACAACAGCUAAAAAACACUUCAGGCACUCCAGGCAUGAGCACUGACCUUAAAAGAACGUUGUCCAGUGAGUUGUUGACUAAAGAAUGUUAUUAGUGUGACAAAUCCCGAUAAAAUGAAGGAAAUAGUGGCUCCACAGCAGUCUAAUCACUCCCUGACGAAUCAUUUUGCGACGAACAACGGUAAUCCAAGUGGAAACAGUGUGACAAAUGGAAAUAAUCAGAGAAGAUAUGCUGUCCUCAGCACCGAGUGGAUAUCAACAAUCGGUGAGGAGUUGGGAAUGCACCCACUGCCUGAUUCUGUCCUGAAGAGGCUAGCUGAGGACGCCUCGUAUCGCCUCAGGGAGGUCCUCCACAAGUGUGUGACGAGACUGAGGCACAGCAAGAGGAGACGACUGACCUCAACAGACGUCAACUCAGUGAUAACCAAUCUCUGUGAUGGUGAUCCAGUCCUGGGGGUGCCAGAUCAAAUGCCAAGUUAUCACUCUGAGGCCAAAGUCUUCGUUCCCCACGAGAACUUCAUCGACCUGACGAGCAAAUCCAUCAAUCCCAUCAGUCUGUCCCAGCCUGGGGCUCCUUACCUCCAGGAAACCGAGAUCUGUGAUGCCAAAUUGACGGAGACCAGGCACAGCUAUGCCAAGAGAGCACUGAAGACCAUUUUCAAUGGAUCGCAGAAGACUUUUCAAGUUCUGUUGAACGACUGCUCGACUAAUGCACAAUUGGGGGGCGAAGGGAUCAUUGAUACUUUGAUAUCGACUGCUAGGUCAACCGUCAUCUCGAAUAAUGCUCAGUAUACUAGGGUUACCACCAGGACUUGUCAAUUGAUCAUUGCUAUUGCUUGUAAUAGUGAGGCUGUUUAUCCUUAUCAUUUGUCUUCGGUAGAAAAAUUGACUGAAUUAUUAUUGGAAUUGCUCCUCGGCUCUAGCUUUAUAAACCCCCACGUCGAGUCAUUAUUCAAAACUUGUGCACUAAAGUUGAUGCUGAGAUGGCCCUCGGUAGCAGAUAAAUUCACUCCAAUGUUGGAGGAUGUGUUCGUGAAAGAGGAAAGAGGGAGUGCAGCCACUGAUAAAAAAAGACUGACUGCUAUGGAGCUGCUGGCUGGUGUCCAGCCUCUCACGUUCUUCCAGCAGGCCCCUGGAGGUCUUUUGUCUUUAGAUAAUGUUGUUAAAUGUGCACCUUCUGGGUCAGCCCUUUGGGAACAAUUAGCCUUGUCUGUUUGUGCCUUCAUGAAGUCAAGACAGCAGGGUCUCGAUUUGUCACCCCUAAUUGAUCAUUUUGGAGACUCAAUACUGCCUUAUUUCAAUAAACAACAAAAUAGAACGGAGGAGAAUCAGGAGAAUCGAUCGCCUGUGGUUCUUCCAAUAAUAGUUAGGAGUAAAAUAAAAUAUGCAAAUAUUAGACAGAGUUUGAAAAGCAUUGGAGACAGACAAGUGACCUUUCCAGACUCGAUAUUACGAGGACCAAGAAGAGAAAUUAGGUUUGCCUUUGCUGGUGGUCGUCCAGUUCCUCCAAACAAUUUACGACGAGUUAGUUUACGUGCCAGUUACCAAAUACUCCGGAGUGAUAUGCGUGCAACAACUGCACUUGUUGCCUGCAGAAGGCUCCUCAUACUCAAGGACAAAAAAAAGAACUUCAGAGGCUCGUACAACCUAGCUAAUAUUCAUCUUUAAAUGUUAUUCAUUAAUUAUUUAUGUUUUUCAUUGAGUGUAAAUGGGAGGAUAUUCAUGCAUUCCUCAAGCCUCUGAAUCUUCAACUUUGUUGGGAAAUUUUUCUCCAGAAUAUUUAAUUGUGAGGACAUUCAUUCAUUGUUGGAAAGAAAAUUAAAACGAGAAAGUUGAUGGUAAAAAUUUUAUUUCAUUUUUAGGAUUUUUACUUUCAUUUUGAAAAUAAUUCAAUGUGGAGAAAUUGACGUAUUGAAUAACUUAUAAUAGUACAAACAUUUUUUUUACAUUAAAAUACUGAGCCAGCGUCCCAAAGCGGGUCAUUUCAUUAUUCUAAAUACAAUCGCCUUUAUUUUUCAAUUAUUCAAUUCUCAAAUCUAUUUAUUAAUACUUAUUUCUAAUUAGAGACAAUCCUGAAGACCACUCGGUAAUUCAGAUCGAGGGAGAAAGUGAGAGUUCACGAGACAGGUUUUCUUGAUGUGAAACCUCAGGGGUGCCUAUAAAAAGAAAACAUCAGAAUG
Messenger RNA from Diachasma alloeum, 2203 nucleotides. RefSeq lists its product as uncharacterized. Gene Ontology annotation, molecular function: transcription coactivator activity; RNA polymerase II general transcription initiation factor activity; protein heterodimerization activity. The transcript has 4 exons. Gene Ontology annotation, biological process: RNA polymerase II preinitiation complex assembly; transcription initiation at RNA polymerase II promoter. Lineage: Eukaryota; Metazoa; Arthropoda; Insecta; Hymenoptera; Braconidae. Gene Ontology annotation, cellular component: transcription factor TFIID complex; SAGA complex; SLIK (SAGA-like) complex. Bases 138 to 1691 code for a protein of 517 amino acids. The record is from RefSeq and is a predicted model, not a curated record.